Molecule: messenger RNA, 6505 nt
Organism: Cyclopterus lumpus (lumpfish)
Lineage: Eukaryota; Metazoa; Chordata; Actinopteri; Perciformes; Cyclopteridae
Gene: epb41l2
Product: erythrocyte membrane protein band 4.1 like 2
Exons: 24
Coding region: 164-3298 (1044 amino acids)
Biological process (GO): cortical actin cytoskeleton organization
Cellular component (GO): cytoskeleton; plasma membrane
Molecular function (GO): structural molecule activity; actin binding
Source: RefSeq, a predicted model, not a curated record
UUUUCGAGUGUGUGUGACUGUAUUGGAGAUUUUUUUUUUUUUGGAGGUUGAGAUAGUGGGGACGUACGUUAUUUUUUGGAGGAGAACGGAGUGAGAGGCCACGUUUGGAAAAAGUUCCCCCACGCGCAUCGUUGAAAACCCCCCCACAGGUUGACGUGUCACCAUGACAACAGAAGCGGGCACUGAGACAGAGGUGAAGGAGAAAGCCGAGGAGUCGGUCGCUAAGCCCGACCAAUCGGAGAAGGCCACGGAAGAGAACCAGGAAGUAGCCAACGCCGAGGGAGAGGAGAAGGAGAAAGAGAAGGAGAAGGAGGGAAAGGGAAUAGGUCGAUACCUGCCAACGUGGCUUAAGAAGCAGAAGUCUCAGAGCCAGACGUCCCCGACCAAGGAGGUGCCACCCACAGAGGAAGCCGAUAGCAAGGUGCCACAGGAAGAGGACGAGCCCGCCCCAGAAGUGAACGGUCACGCAGAGGAAGUGGAAGAGAAGGAGGAAGUGAAGGAAAAAGAAGCAGAAUCUCAUUCCACCGCCAGCGCAGACACUGAGCCUGCCAAGGAGGAGAAGGUGGAAGAGAGUGCUGAGAAAAGACCAGAGGAGACCCGCGUGACCGCAGAGGAAGACGGAGCAGAGGAGCAGAAGAAGGAGCAGCAGCAGCAGCAAGAGGAGGUGGGAGGUGAAGAGGAGGGAGGAGGAGGAGGAGGAAAAGAAGGCGAAAGCGAAAGCAAGACCUCUAUUUUCCAGUCUCCUCUUCGCCUUGUGAGGAAGACCAAGAUGAAGCUGAUGGUGUGUCACGUGACCCUCCUGGAGGGGACCGACUUCUCCUGCGAGGUGGAGAAACGCGCCAAGGGCCAGUUCCUGUUCUUCAAGGUGUGUGAGCACCUCAACCUAAUGGAGAAGGACUACUUUGGACUCUCGUACAAGGACAGCCAUGAACAGACGUGUUGGUUGGAUCCCACUAAGGAAAUCAAGAGACAGAUACGCAAUAACAACUGGCAGUUUGCAUUCAACGUCAAGUUCUACCCUCCUGACCCCUCACUGCUCACUGAAGACAUUACCAGGUACCUGUUGUGUCUGCAGCUCCGUGAAGAUGUGGCUUCUGGACGACUGCCGUGCUCCUUUGUCACUCACGCUCUGCUGGGCUCGUACACAUUGCAGGCCGAAUUUGGUGACCAUGAACCCGACCAGCCUCGGCCUCUGGACAACGUCGGUCAGCUGACCUUUGCGCCCAAUCAGAACAAAGAGAUGGAGGAAAAGAUUCUUGAGCUCCACAAGUCUCACAGGGGAAUGACACCAGCACAGGCCGACGUCCAGUUUCUAGAAAAUGCCAAGAAGCUGUCCAUGUACGGGGUGGACUUGCACCAUGCCAAGGACUCUGAGGGCGUGGACAUCAUGCUGGGCGUGUGCGCCAACGGGCUCCUGGUUUACAAAGACAGGCUCCGGAUAAACCGUUUUGCUUGGCCCAAGAUCCUCAAGAUUUCGUACAAGAGGAACAACUUCUACAUCAAGAUCAGACCCGGAGAGACGGAGCAGUUUGAGAGCACGGUGGGAUUCAAACUCCAGAACCAUCGAUCUGCCAAGAGGCUGUGGAAAACCUCUGUGGAGAAUCACAGUUUCUUUAGGUUAACGGUACCAGAACAACCCACCAAGGCCCGCUUCUUGACGCUGGGCUCCAAGUUCCGCUACAGCGGGCGAACCCAGGCCCAGAGCCGCACGGCCAGCUCCCUCAUCGACCGACCCGCACCCAACUUUGAACGCACCUCAUCCAAACGUAUCAGCCGCAGUCUGGAUGGAGCACCAAGGAUCAGCAUAACUGAAGCUACGUCUGAGAACGGACGGGAGCCACACCUGGAGCUCCACUCUGAUUCUAAGGUUAAGGAGGUGGACUUGAGCCCUGCGGAAGCCACGCCCACCCAGAGUCCAAUGAGAGUGCAUGGGGACAAUAUUUAUGUGAGGCACAGUAAUUUAAUGUUGGAGGACCACGAUAAGACCCAGGAAGACGUUCUGAAACACCAAGCUAGCAUUAGCCAGCUAAAACGCUCCUUUAUGGAGGCGCCGCCUCCCUCUCCUCCGCAGCCCAACCAGUGGGAGAACCGCCUCACCUCCUCUCCCGCCACGAUACGUAUCCAACAGCAACAGCAAGUGGAGUGUGUGCCCCAAGCUGAAGCAGCAGCAGCAGCAGCAGCUGCUGAUAACGACGCGACCUCUGAUACCAAAGAACCUGCGAAGACAACCGAAGUUGAAAUCGAGGAAACCGUUGUCGUCCAAGAGGUUUCCAUAGCACCCAAACCUGGACUUGUCACGGUUACGACCAGCUCCCCUGCUGAGCCACCUGCAGAGCAGGAAACACUAGAGCAGGAAGUGACAGUUGAAAAGGAAGCGGUGGUAGCGGAGGAAGUGAAAGCGGCAAAGCAGGAGAGCGUUUCAUCCGAGAGCGAGAGUGAGGAAGAAGCGGAGUACCAUCCAAAUGUCUCCAUCUGCCACACACAAAUACCAGAGGAGGAGGAAGAGGAGGAAGAGGAGGUUAAGAUGGCGGAGCAGGACGCGACGGCUCCAGACGCUCCUUCCCUUCCAGCUGAAGUCAGCCGACCUGUAGAGGCGACCACUCGAGAGGGGGAGGAGUCCAGGAACGAGGACGCUGAGGAGCAGGAGGAAGAGGAGCAAGAGGUGGAGAAGAAUGCAGAGGGGGAGAAAAAAGCUGAGCGGGAGACAAAGGAGAGCACCGACGAUCCAACGAUGACGCCCGUCGAAGCCCCGAACGGUCACGCCGAGCCGGAGGAGAGCGAGACCGGGACGGGCGCCCCAGAGGAGGAGGAAGAGCCCAAAGUGAACGGAGAAGCCUCUCUGUUUGAAGCGGAACACCGGCCACAGGUUAUUUGUUGCUCUGAGCCACCUGUGGUAAAGACAGAAAUGGUGACUAUAUCAGACACGUUUGCCGCCCAGAAAACUGAGAUAGCGACAAAAGAAGUGCCCAUCGUACACACGGAAACCAAGACCAUCACAUACGAAGCCGCACAGCUGGAUGGGAAUGGCGACGGCGAGCCGGGCGUGUUGAUGACUGCUCAGACAAUCACCUCUGAAUCUCUGUGUACUACCACAACUACACACAUUACUAAGACGUUAAAGGGCGGCCUAUCAGAGACGAGGAUCGAGAAACGCAUCGUCAUCACUGGCGACUGUGACAUCGACCACGACCAGGCACUGGCCCAGGCCAUUAAGGAGGCCAAAGAGCAACAUCCUGACAUGUCUGUUACCAGAGUGGUGGUUCAUAAAGAAACCGAACUGGCUGAGGAGGAGGAUUGACUGAACUCAGAGUUGAAGGGCCCAUCAUGACAGCUUUCUCUGUUGACGUUGAACGACCUCCAUCACCUCACGACAACCGACCUGGACUGACCGAAGAGGAGGAGGAAGAAGGAGGAGAAGGGGUAGACAAAUGGGAGAGAAGUUGCCAAUCUCUUCCCAGUUGUUUUUUUCUUACAUGUCUGUCGGUGCGUCUAAAACCCCUCACUCCAAAAACCAAGAAAAACAAAAAAAAAUAAUGUCCCCUCUCUCUCCGAGGGAACAAAAAAAGAACCACUUUGUUAGCUUAAUAUUUUUAGCGUGUUUCUAUUUUUUAAUAGUGCUUUUUUUUUUUUUUUUUACAAAAUGAGCUUUAGUGUGUCCGUCAUGUGUUUCUAACUUUAAAGCUGCAGGAAUGCACCGAUGACCCAUCCUGAUGAGACACGAGGCUAAAGAUGAUUAUUGGGUCCAUUGUGCUGGUUGUUUCACCAGCAACCUGCAAUAACUCAACACAUUUAACUUUUCCUCCAUCAAUUAAAAAGAUGCAUUUGAUCUGAAAUAGAGAAACAUUAUUUUGGUAAAAUAAAUGUAAUUUAAUUAGCAGCUGAAGGUUUUGUACUCUGUAUCAGUAAAGUGGUAUUGGUACAUUCCUAAAAGGAUUUCACAUUAUUAUUAUUAAAUUACAGCUCCCUCCCUCACUUUUAACUAACGUUGUAAAUGGAGGGUGACAUGAUGUAAAACGGUGAUUUUUAAAAUUGUCGGACUGCAGGAAAAAAAAACGCGAAGACACGACCUGAUUUUAUUUAUUUUUUUAACUUUUUUUCAAAAGCGUAACAAAAUCAAACUAAUUAAAGCACAUUCGCAGUCGGAUGAACAUUAUCACACUGUAUUACUAACAGUUACAGGAAACGGGGAUUUUUAUUAUGACUUUAUGAUUUCUGUACGUUUUUAGUUAUUUUAGUGGGUUCAUUUUCACUUCAGUUCACUUUUUACUCGCCUCCUAAGAAGACAUUUGACCAUUUACAGUAGCGGGGGCUCGAGAGGCCAAAUGUUGCAGGUGGAAAUUAAAUCCUCGUGAUAUAUUUGUACGUUUUACUGUAUUUUUUUUUAGAGUUAAUCUUUACUAAAUGGACUGAAAAUGAACCGACUUGAAAGCUGGUGUAUACAACCGUCUGUACAGUGACAAUGAAAAGGUAUCGGAUGGGAGCAGUAGAGAAACGCUCUCCCUGGGCCCGCCCACAUUACCACACUAGCCAUUCCCAUUGGGCCACAGGGAGGCAAGGGAGCAGUAAACUGACUUUUGAUUGGGAGAGAGGACCAGUGACCUGACGCAUAACUGGGAGAUGACGAAGAAUUAAAUGCAUGUUGCAUGUCGCUCUUCUCGCGAGGGCGAAACUCCCUCAUUGUGCAACAAAAAAAAAUAAUCACUCAUUAGGUUAUUUUAUUAUAAUUUAGUUCGAGCCGUUUUGAUAUUCUCGGGUCAAUGUUUAUUAAACGCAAUCUGCAAUUCAAGCACAGGCACCAAAACGAGGGCAGCACAGUAGGAACAACUUGGGGAAAACAAGAGUGUCCAACAUUCAGAAUAGCGCAGUUCAAGCACGUAGUUACACUCCCAGUGUUCUUUACACACCACAAAACACCUCCCAGUUACCACGACAACUGGUUAUUAAGUUCAGCACGUCUAGAUGGAAGGCUACCGGGUCGAUUUGGUUCGAGAGUGCGUAGAUAACCCGAUUUGUCUCGGCUCACAUCCGGUGACAUCAAAUGGAAUCUCGCGAUGUUUUCAUUCAUUUUCGGUGUGUCCCUUUUUUUUUUUUUUUUUUUUACCCAAAUGUUCCACAACAAGAUGCGACUCUGUGUAAAUACCGGUGACAUUAAGUUAGUUAAAGUAUUAAGUCGACGCAUAGUUUCAAGUGUGAGCUGCGGAAAAACUACACGCAAAAAAAACAACAACAACAAAAUAACCUGCGUUUUCCUGAAAUUGGAACUUGCUCGUAAGCAACAAAGUGCCACAGAUUUGAUGUGAAAACAUUCCACCUCUACCUGCCUAUCGAUGUGUCUGAGCACGGAGGCAUUUUGAAUCGGGAGUAAUUUAAUGUAGGAAAUACCAACGCACAUUUGAAAUACCAGUUUAAGGCUCUCUUUCUGGACAGUGGUCAUACUGGGCUGUUGGGGAAACACUGGUCCGACCCUCUACUAUGCAGUCAACUCACAUUCCAGAUGAGGAGGGGACGCUGUGACCUCUAAACCCUCUUUGCAAAGAGAGGACGACGCAGCAGAGAAAUAUUUAAAACAAAACCGUGCAACACGAGGCAGCUUUUGGAGGCUUUUGCUGUUCCAAAAAAUAAAUUUAAAAAAAACUUUUAAAAAUAGCAUCGGUUAUAUCACAGCAGCUAUAUUUGUAAUCUGUUGUCUUUUCUCUGUGAUCUAGAAAGGUGGGAUUUAUUGUGCGCCCGCUUGGUUCUUUUAUUUUAUUUUAUUUUAUUUUAUUUUUUGACAUUGAAUAAACACUACUUUUUAAAACACCAUUUCAUUUGUUUUGUACUAUCAGCUCCAUGUUUAACCUCUUUUCGGGGCUUCCGGGCUCUGUUUUAACCAAUCACAGGAGCUAUGCGAGCGGCACAGGGGGGGGGGGGGUUCCCAAAAUGUUGAAUUUUAUUUGAAGGAAAAAAAAAAAAAAAUCAGAUAUUUUAAUUUAAAUAAAGACGACACAGGAAGGUUUUUCAGUGGUUACCGUGGCAACUACGCAAUGUCACUCGAGGCAGCUGAUGAUGAUUCAACCGUCAGGGAUCUCAACAUUAUGUGUAAAAAAAAAUAAUUUAAAAAACUAAAUUUAUUGCUAUUACCUUAGAUUCAAUUACCAACAUGUUUUCUGUAUGAGGCGGAUGAAUUAGAGGUUUUAAGGUGAUUGAAGGACCUUCUUCUCUACAGUCACGUCUCAGGCUCUGGAACCACAGAUGAGGCCGUGUCAGUUAACACCAGCAUCAUUUUGUAUUUCAGCGACUUUCAAAACUCCCAGAAAAAAUAAACUUUGUACAGGAAACACCUUUUUGGAAAACCACCCACAGCUGCCUCAGCGUUUCCUCUCUAGCCAGCCAAUGAUCACUGGUGGGGGCGUGUCUAUCUAGCAGCUUAAAUGUCAUGUGUCUCCCGCCCCCCACCCCUUACACACCCACAGCCACUCCUCCCCUGUGUAACACUGUUUAAAUAAAGGAUUGUUAUACUCUGAAA